AUGCCGCAUCAGCCGAAGAAGGCAGUGGCUAAGGUCACGAGUAACGAGGCUCGGGAAUCUGCUGCUAAGGGUCAUCACUCGGAGCCGGUGACGCUGAAGCCGUUGCUUAAAGAUGUGGGGGGACCCUUCGCGGAUGAAACGCGCAUCUCGCUGGUGAAAAAGCCAAACGAGUCGAAGUUACCAUCUUCUGGAAAACCGGCUGAGGAGGGGAUUGACAACACUGAGAAAGAGAAAGACGAGGACAUUGAGGUGACGCCGCCGGCGACUGACACGGAAGCUCCUGGCAAAGGGGGGGAAGAUGAAGAGGAGGAAGAUGAUGGUUAUCUGAGUGACGAUCCGGAGGAGCGUUUUGACCCAGUGAAGGCAGGGGAGAUUGCCGCUCGCGCCGGAUUCUCGAUCACGCUCCUGAUCCCGAUUAAAUCCGCCCCUGCUUCACCCGCGUCUGCCCUCGUGCAGCCGCCCUUUCUUCACCCGCGCCUGCCCUCGUGCAGCCGCCCCUGCCUCACCCGCGCCUGCCCUCGUGCAGCCGCCUCUGCUUCACCCGCGUCUGCCCUCGUGCAGCCGCCCUUGCCUCACCCGCGCCUGCCCUCGUGUAGCCGCCCCUUGUCAGAAUGA
Closterium sp. NIES-65 is the source of this 615-nucleotide messenger RNA. The record is from the annotation of a GenBank genome assembly. NCBI's taxonomy places the organism in Eukaryota, Viridiplantae, Streptophyta, Zygnematophyceae, Desmidiales, Closteriaceae.